ACAGCAGCCCAUUCUCCCAGAAAAAAAAACCUUCACCAUGGCCUAUAAAGCAGCACAUUUGGCCUUUAAGUCGCGCUGGCACAAGACAGACGAGGAGCUGUGUCGGCACAGCAUGUCCUUUGUGCUGCACAAGGCGAUCCAGAACGACUUCUUCAAGUGCUACCUCUACCUGCUGGAAAAGCUCCCCCUGGUGAAGCUUUACGCCCUGACAAGCCAAGUGAUCAACGGGGAGAUGCAGUUCUACGCCAGGGCCAAGCACUUCUACCGCGAGGUGCCCGCCACGGAGGAGGGGAUGAUGGGCGACUACAUCGAGCUCUCCAACACCGACGUGGAAUCCUCCCGGGAAUUCCUCAGGAAGUUUGUUGGGGGGGUGGGGAAAGCUGGCACCAGCCGUGCCCUGGACUGUGGCUCUGGGAUAGGUCGGAUCAGCAAGCACGUCCUGCUGCCCGUUUUCAAGAGUGUGGAGCUGGUGGACAUGAUGGAGAAUUUCCUGGCUGAGGUCCCAAACUACCUGCAGGGCAAGGAGGACAGAGUAGAGAUGUAUUACUGCAAAAGCCUCCAGGAAUUCACACCUGCCCCACGAAGAUACGACGUCAUCUGGAUUCAGUGGGUUUCAGGAUAUCUGACAGACAAAGACCUCCUGGAGUUCCUCAUCCGCUGCCAGGGUGGCUUGAAGGACAACGGGGUGAUCAUUCUGAAGGACAAUGUGGCCAGGGAGGGCUGCACCCUGGACUGCCUGGACAGCAGCGUCAUCCGCGACCUCAACAUCCUGCACAGCCUCAUCGAGAUGAGCGGACUCACCAUCCUCAGGGAGGAGAGGCAGGAGGGCUUCCCUGAGCAGUGUGUCCCUGUCUGGAUGCUGGCCAUGCAGAAGGGCCCUGGCCACUCCUGACUGCCCUGGGACACUCCAGGGACUGGGAUAUGGAUGAACUGGGAAGGAGAAAAGCACCUCCUGGGAUCCUCCUACCCAUGCACUGCUCCAGGGCAGCAGCUUCUAAAGGGUCAGGAGAGAGCCACAAAGCUUCACCCAGGAACAGUCUGCUCCUAAAUCCUACCUGCUCCAUCAUGCUGCUCCUAAAUCCUACCUACUCCACCAUUCUUCCCAUUUUUAAAAGCUUUCCUGACCUCCUUGUCAGACCUCUGUUCCGUUAACGAGUCAACACUAUACAAAACUCAUCCAAUAGAAAAAAUUAGGUCUGAAAUUUCUGUUGUAGUUAAUAAUUUUGGGGUGUUGUCUAUGAGGUGUU
Messenger RNA from Zonotrichia leucophrys gambelii, 1247 nucleotides. It is a transcript of the gene NTMT2, whose product is annotated as N-terminal Xaa-Pro-Lys N-methyltransferase 2. Gene Ontology annotation, molecular function: N-terminal protein N-methyltransferase activity. The transcript is spliced from 4 exons. NCBI's taxonomy places the organism in Eukaryota, Metazoa, Chordata, Aves, Passeriformes, Passerellidae. Gene Ontology annotation, biological process: N-terminal protein amino acid methylation. Gene Ontology annotation, cellular component: cytoplasm. The coding region runs from base 38 to 892 and encodes 284 amino acids. The record is from RefSeq and is a predicted model, not a curated record.